Molecule: messenger RNA, 529 nt
Organism: Camponotus floridanus (Florida carpenter ant)
Lineage: Eukaryota; Metazoa; Arthropoda; Insecta; Hymenoptera; Formicidae
Exons: 3
Coding region: 1-471 (156 amino acids)
Source: RefSeq, a predicted model, not a curated record
AUGCGGGUCGAUCGAGGUAUAUUUUUCACGAUGUUGCUAGAUGAUGUGGAUAUAGGAUUGUGCGAACGUUGCAACAAGAAAAUUGCUUUCUGUAACAAACGUGCAUCCGAGUUGCCUCGACAAGUCAACGAUCGUGUUGACGCGAUUAUCAAGACCGAGUGGACGCGCACAGCAGUGUCGGACACAUUGACGGACACAUCUAUCGACAUGGUGGAGACAACCGCGCCGACUCAGGCUGCCGAUGGACAAACGCAAUUCGGUAACGCACGUCACCUCGAUCCGUCCGACUGCAUCUUCGUCUUCAAAAAUACAUUGUCGGAUUACGAGGAGCCGCCGUCUGACGAGGAGGUAGAGAGAGAAUCGCGCACUCUCGGCUUCGAUAAUGUUACAUCAGUCUUCUUUCCAAGUGUGGAAGAUUGGAAAAGAUUAGAGACUAAUGGCGAUUAUAUCGGCGUGUUUCCGACCGAGUAAUCCAUCAAGAAGCUAAUGUCUUGGUUGCCACCGCGAAUAGAACGUCAUGAUUACGCCA